CCUGAGUGAUGGUAGGAUGGAGCGGGAGAUGGAUUGACGUAUUGGGGCCUCGUCCUCAGUAAUGAGGGCGUUGUUUCGGUUGGUCGUGGUGAAGACAGCGCAUAGUCGAAAGGCAAAUCUCUGGCUGGUCUGCCCAAGUUCCAACCCUCACCUGUGGUCAUGAGGCGUGGAAAUCGGAUUAUCCAGAGAAAACCUACACAAGCAAGAACAUGCAAACUCUGCACAGAAAGACCCCAGGUCCAAACCAGGGAUCAAACCCUGGACUUUCUUACUGUGAGGCAUCAGUGCUAAUCACUGAUCCAUCGUUCUGUCUGUGAUAAGCCGCUCCACAGUAAAACUCACAGAACCAGACAAACUGUGAAAAAAGUGACUUAUAGUCAGGAAAAUAUGUAAUUUUUUUUAUAUAAAUCGGUUUUUCAUCCUUAUCAGAAGUGUUUUCUGGGAAGUUCCAUUUAAAUCAGGAGGGUCAAAACUAACUAAAUAAAAUCAGAUUUAAUUCCCACAAAAUGAAAUAUCACGCAAUAAGAAAUGCUACAGAGCUGGUUAUUAUAGUGAAUAAGUUUGUCUGUAAGGCAAAAGCAAACAAAAAUGAGCCAAUAAGUUACUUAUUUUGCGCACGUUCGUAGCUCAACAUUAUAAUUUAGGCCAUCAGGUUUUCAAACGAUCCCAAAUCUCCUUUUGCGUGUGAAAUUGAAAAGUGAAAUCCCACGAUAAAGCAAGACCUAGCUAURAACACAAAUUGUUUAUGAUUUAUGAAAUAAAAUCAACAUCCGCGUCACCGGAUGUCACCGCUGUGAAGAGGCCGAGCCCUGCGCYGCUCCAGCAGGAAGUUGUUUUCCACCCUGCUCGCUCCGUUUGUGUGGGGCUGCCAUUUUAGCGAGCUUACGCGGUACGGGGGAACAAUGGGGGUCCAAGAGCACCGGCUCACAUCAGACUCGCAUCUUAAAAACAUUCUGACUUCUCUGCAUCAGCUGAGGGUCCAAGGACAGCUGUGUGACGUUACAGUGCAGGUGGACCACCAGGGAAGUGUUCAGGAGUUUCAGGCCCACCAGGUGAUUCUCGCUGCCUCCAGCGGCUACUUCAAGAACAUCCUUUUAUCCCAGGAUGCAGCCAAAGAGAGACUGUUACUCUCGAACAUGCAGUCCGGUGAUUUCUCCAAGUUUUUGGAGUUUGUGUACACUGGUAAGGUCAACGUCGCUGAGGAUAAGAUCGCUGCUGUCCAAGCAGUGGCCCGGUUUUUGGACUGCGAGAGUCUGUCGAAGGUUUGUGGUGAAGCCGUGAGGUGUGGAGUUCUACAGAAUCUCAGAGAGAAAACACGCGCCUCAGAGGUCAAACCUCAAGAUGCGUCAGGUGGCACUGAAAAGGGGAGAAAGACCAAAGGAAUGAAACGACCUAAAAGCUCCCAUCUGAAGCGGCAGCGCUCKUCUAAGAGCUCCGAGACGGAAGAAGUCAUUAGAAAAAGGCUGAAGGUGAAAAACAUAAAGAAAAAUGCAAGAGCACGAGGGCAAAAAUUAAAAUUGAAGCUGGCGGGCUGUAAAGUGCUCCGGAGACGCUGGUGUUGUUCUUCCAACGAGAACCUUCACAGUAAAAAACGAGCUGGGGAGGAAGGCACGGAGGAGUGUGAGAACAGGACUGAAGACGAAGCUCAGCCGGAGAACAAGRGGGACAAAACGGACGAGACCUCAACGGCGGGACCUUCCUCUGAUCCGGAGGAGUGGGACUGUGAGGAGGAGGUGCACAGUAUCGAUCCUCAAGACCCCUUGUUUUUACUGGAGGCUGGGAAUGAGGAGGAAGGACAGUUUAAAAGGAAACAGAAAAAAACAUCCAAGGCCCAGUUCCAAUGUGACAAGUGCAUGAGGACUUUCCACUACGAGAGAAGCUACUUGAAGCACAUCAGUACAUACCAUGGCGUGAAAGCAGAUGUCGCCUAUCGCUGUGAAAUCUGCCAGCAGACGUUUGCGAACCGCAGCAACCUGAAGAUCCACGAAAAGCACGUCCACAGCAGCGAGAGGCUUUUUGAGUGCGAAGCCUGCGCAAAGGCUUUUAAAAGAAAGAAGGACGUCGUACGCCAUAAGAGACAGGUGCAUGAACGAAAUCUGCAGCAUAUGUGCCCAGACUGCGGGAAGACGCUUAGCUCCAAAGCUGCUUUGUUGUUGCACGAGAGGACACACACGGGCAUGAAGCCCUACGAGUGCACCCAGUGUACGGCCAGGUUCAGCCAAAACUCUGCCCUCAAGACACAUCAAAGGAUACACACCGGAGAGAAACCGUUUGCAUGUGAUGAAUGCGAUGCUCGCUUCACGCAGCAACAGAGCUGUGCCCGAUUCACAGGCUGUAACUGGUGCAAGAAACCUUUCAUGUGUGAAGCCUGUGGGAAAAGUUUUGCAUCUAAAGAAUACCUUAAACACCACUCAAAUAUCCACACUGGCACCAAACCUUUCAAGUGUGACAAGUGUGAUAGAGGCUUUGCUCAGAGGAACUCCCUCAACCAGCAUCUAAAAAUACAUACAGGUGAGCGUCCUUACAAAUGCAAAGACUGUGAUAAACAGUUCACGCAGAUCAAUGCGCUCCAGAGGCACCAGCGCAUCCACACGGGAGAGAAGCCUUACAUGUGUGCACUCUGUAAGCGCACGUUUACUGACAUGUCCACCCUCCGCAGGCACACUUUGGUUCAUGAUGCAGAGGCCCCAUGGAAGACCUACCUGGUGGUGCUGGAGGGAAACAUCGAGGGAAAGAAGGCGAGGUCUUCCACUGAGGAAAAUGCUGACAAAGCAGAGCCCGUGGAAAAAAAUAGCCCAACUAGUGAGAGUCCAAGUGCUGCUCUGGCUGUUUCUGCUUCUGCUCCUGCUCCUACUCCUACUACAGGUGCUGGUACUACCCAAUGUCAAACAACCAUGGUUCCAACUGAGUCGGUCACUCUGCCGUCUGACUGGACCAGUCACGGAGCCAUCACUCUGGUCAGCCAUGGCAGCAUCACCGUCAUCCACACAGAGGUUCCAGCAGGGGCGCAGAUCCAGCCCAUAAUAGCUGCUAACAGCGCCGGAACGAGCAUUAUUUCCUUAGAGCCUUCAUCUAUCCCUGUCCCCUUCUCUAUACCAGUGUCAGUGAGUCAACCUGUGUCUCUGUCCUCUGAAGCAUCUUCCAGCUCUCUGUCUCUGCCCACUCUCUCAAUUCCUGUUUCCGAUACCUUGUUAGCGUCAGUCUCAGGCAUCUCAUCUGUCUCGACACCAUCUGUGCUCGAAGCAGAGGCUUCUCAGGCUACUUUAACUUCACCUCCAGAAAACAAAUCUAACUCUGACACCAGUACUUCAUCACCAGACAUACAGACUGUGGUUAUUGGUACUAAGACURCUGGAGAAGAAGGAAAGAAUAAGUGAUGGACAGCAUGAGAUGCCGGACCAUCCUUUAGUUGAACCGAAAACCCAGACUGAUCAAGACACCGAUUGAUGUUUUCUUAAUAAUAUUUUGUUUUAGUAAUAUAUUAAAAAGUGUCACUAAUUGACAGUUGCCUAAUUAUUGUGAGGCAACAUGCAGCUUAUCUUCUCUUACAAUGUAGCACAGUAUUUUCUGUCAUUUAGAACAUCUUGCAUGUUACAAUAAGACAUUUCUGCUGCAGUAUAUUCUCUGUCUCUUCUGAUUGGUCUUCAUUGUCCAGCAAAUGAAAUUUUGAAAUAUUGUU
Messenger RNA from Austrofundulus limnaeus, 3679 nucleotides. RefSeq names its product GDNF-inducible zinc finger protein 1 (gene gzf1). Gene Ontology annotation, cellular component: nucleus. Lineage: Eukaryota; Metazoa; Chordata; Actinopteri; Cyprinodontiformes; Rivulidae. Bases 903 to 3377 code for a protein of 824 amino acids. The record is from RefSeq and is a predicted model, not a curated record. Gene Ontology annotation, molecular function: DNA-binding transcription factor activity, RNA polymerase II-specific; protein binding. Gene Ontology annotation, biological process: regulation of transcription by RNA polymerase II. The transcript is spliced from 8 exons.